AUGGACACCCGCAACAACAGUUACGAGUACGUUGCCGACCUUUUGGGAAUUAAGGAUUUGGAGAGCCCUAAGGAUUGGGGAGAGAUUAGAUAUGAAUUGACUGAUGGUACCGGUGCCGAGCAACAGGCCGAGCUAAGGAACGAGGGUAAGGAAGACGAGUACAUCGCUGUCAAGGGAUCCUUCACCUGGGUGGGACCUGACGGCGUUCUCUACCGUAUCAACUACGUUGCUGACGACAACGGAUACCAGCCCACAAUUGAACAAGGACCUGGAGGGGCUGUCCCACCCGCAGUUGUUGCCUCGCUCCUUGGUUAA
Molecule: messenger RNA, 315 nt
Organism: Spodoptera exigua (beet armyworm)
Lineage: Eukaryota; Metazoa; Arthropoda; Insecta; Lepidoptera; Noctuidae
Source: the annotation of a GenBank genome assembly